GUCUUCAUAUUCAUGAAUGGAUUCUUCUCUUCCCUUCAUUUUAUUUCGAUCUCUAGCUGCUGAAGUUAAAACUAGUAUAAAUUAUAUCGUUACAGAAACGUAUUCACAAUGUUGAAAUUCAGUGUGUUUAAUUUAUUACUACUUGCGGCGGUGCUGCAGGGGGCAUUCGCUUUAAGAGAAGGCGAAUGUGAAGUGUGCGUGAAAACAGUCGAGAAAUUCGCAGCCACGUUAUCAGACGCCGUAAAGAAAGACGCCAAAUUGAUAGAACUUGAGUUCAAGGGAUUCUGCAAAAACUCUAAAGGCAAAGAGAACAGGUUUUGCUACUAUUUAGGUGGCCUAGAAGAGUCUGCGACUGGUAUCUUAGGUGAGCUCUCGAAGCCGCUGAGUUGGUCAAUGCCUGCUGAUAAAAUCUGUGAAAAGUUAAGGAAAAAGGACGCCCAGAUCUGCGACCUGCGAUUUGACAAGCAGAUCGACUUAAACAAUGUUGACUUAAAGAAAUUGAAGGUCAGAGACCUGAAGAAGAUCCUGAACGACUGGGACGAGGUGUGCGACGGCUGCAUCGAGAAGACGGACUUCAUUAAGAGAAUAGAAGAGCUCAAGCCUAAAUAUAUGAAUAGUGGUCGAUCUGACUUGUAAUAGUUCAAUAAUAGAUUAAUAAAUAAAAUGUGAUAUCAACAUCAACAACUAGACUCCUUUGUCUAGCCUGAAUAGAACAUCAACAUUGCAUUUAAGGACUCUGUGAGUGUUGUGUAAAUGUUUGUGCACAUUGAAGUAAAUUAUUGUAAUUAUUAAGUAAAUAUUUUUAUGAA
Leguminivora glycinivorella is the source of this 809-nucleotide messenger RNA. It is a transcript of the gene Manf, whose product is annotated as mesencephalic astrocyte-derived neurotrophic factor homolog. The record is from RefSeq and is a predicted model, not a curated record. Bases 109 to 636 code for a protein of 175 amino acids. Gene Ontology annotation, biological process: dopaminergic neuron differentiation; neuron projection development. The transcript is spliced from 2 exons. NCBI's taxonomy places the organism in Eukaryota, Metazoa, Arthropoda, Insecta, Lepidoptera, Tortricidae. Gene Ontology annotation, cellular component: endoplasmic reticulum.